Saccharomyces cerevisiae S288C is the source of this 1194-nucleotide messenger RNA. It is a transcript of the gene PSR2, whose product is annotated as putative phosphatase. Gene Ontology annotation, molecular function: phosphatase activity. Gene Ontology annotation, biological process: positive regulation of transcription by RNA polymerase II; negative regulation of TORC1 signaling; response to salt stress. The transcript has a single exon. Gene Ontology annotation, cellular component: plasma membrane. The record is from RefSeq and is marked reviewed. The coding region runs from base 1 to 1194 and encodes 397 amino acids. Lineage: Eukaryota; Fungi; Ascomycota; Saccharomycetes; Saccharomycetales; Saccharomycetaceae.
AUGGGAUUUAUAGCAAAUAUACUGUGCUGUUCUUCAGAUACUUCCAAAACACAUCGUCAACGCCAACCACCAGAAACUAAUCACAACCGCAACCGCAACCGUAAGCACAGUUCAAACAAAGCUCAAACUCAGGGUCGUAAGCAGAAGGCUACUCCAAACGGCGACAAGAUGCAAUAUUCCACACCGGAGAUCCUUUUGUCUAGUUCCGAUUCAGGCAGCAAUGCGGGUUCCAAGACAAUGCAGGAGAAUGGGAAUAGCGGCAAUGGAAAACUAGCACCUUUAUCAAGAGAUCACUCCAACAACUCGUACGAUGAGGAGAAAGAAUAUGAAGAUUAUAAUGAAGGAGACGUAGAAAUGACGGAGGUUAACAAUGCCGGAGAAGAAGAAGAAGAAGAUGACGAAGCAAAAGAAAAGCAAGACCAUGUCGUUCAUGAAUAUAACGUUGACGCAGAUAGAAAUUCCAGUAUUAAUGACGAGGCGCCACCACAACAGGGUCUGUAUCAGGUGGGUCAAGAAGAUAUGAAUCCACAAUAUGUCGCCAGCAGUCCUGAUAAUGAUUUAAACUUGAUACCUACAACGGAGGAGGACUUCUCUGACCUGACGCAUUUGCAACCAGACCAGUACCAUGCCCCCGGAUACGACACUCUGCUACCACCCAAGUUGCAAGAAUUUCAACAGAAAAAAUGUCUGAUAUUGGAUCUAGACGAAACUUUGGUACAUUCUUCCUUUAAAUAUAUGCAUUCAGCUGAUUUCGUUUUGCCCGUCGAAAUCGAUGAUCAAGUUCACAAUGUCUAUGUUAUUAAGAGGCCAGGCGUCGAUGAGUUCUUGAACAGGGUGAGUCAACUAUACGAAGUUGUUGUGUUCACGGCAAGUGUUUCGAGGUAUGCAAACCCCCUUUUAGAUACGUUGGACCCUAAUGGAACCAUCCAUCAUCGAUUAUUCAGAGAAGCUUGUUAUAACUACGAAGGUAACUACAUCAAGAACUUAUCGCAGAUCGGAAGACCAUUGUCCGAAACAAUCAUCUUAGAUAAUUCGCCGGCCUCUUACAUCUUUCAUCCGCAACAUGCUGUUCCGAUAUCUUCUUGGUUCUCUGAUACUCAUGAUAAUGAGUUACUAGAUAUUAUCCCACUUUUGGAGGACCUUUCAUCAGGAAACGUGUUGGAUGUGGGGAGCGUGUUGGAUGUGACGAUAUAG